AUGGUAUUUCACUCGGACCACCGGUUCGCAACGUCGAACAUCCGUCUCAAAGACCUUGGAGACCUCGAAGACCUCGAAUGCUCGUCUAUUUCCUCCGAGGAUAGCAUCCCAGAUCGCUCCUCCAAUUGGACUCAAUUCUCCCAAUUCCAUCCGUCGAACAUCCUGGCGCAUUCGAAUGGACAUGAUUCACAAGAUUGGCUCUCCUACAUCGAGGAGAUACUAUACAAAUUGACAGUUGUAUUGGCACCGAGCUUUCUGCAGAAUUAUCUUGGAGUCAAAAACCACGAGCCUAACAAGCUACAUGCUAUCGCUGCACUCGAUGGCUUGCGCGGCUGGGCUUGCCUACUUGUGUUCAAUUUCCACCUCCUAUUCACGUAUACCUGGAAAGUCGCGAUCGGAUGGGGAUUUGGUGAGAAUAAUUUUGGAAUCCACCAGCUUCCCAUCAUCCAUAUGUUGAUCUCGGGCCAUAUCAUGGUGGCUAUCUUUUUCGUCAUUUCCGGCUAUGUCCUCUCUUACAAGCCCCUGAAGACCAUUCGAUCACGGGAUUUUGAUCAAACGUUCACCACUCUAGCAUCCUCUACAUUCCGGCGAGGACUGCGUCUCUACAUCCCAUCCAUCGUCGGACUCGCGUGUGUUUUCGUCGCAGUCCGACUGGGCAUCUACAACUCCUCUUGGCACGUCAUUAAGGAAGGUCACACGAUCAUGGGCACAAACGAACAACACCCACCUAUCUACGGCACCUUUAUGAGUCAGUUUUGGGACCUAUAUUACACCAUUGGGCGUCUGGCGGACCCAUUCGACUGGAACCUUUACUACAACAAUUACAACCCACAUCUCUGGACUAUCCCAUUGGAGUUCCGAUGUUCGCUCGUCAUUUUCUUAACAGCACUUGCAACCUCUCGACUAGGCUCACCCGUUCGCCUGUCUAUAGUUGCCGGUAUUAUGUGGUUCUGUAUACGUUACGGUCGCUGGGAUAUCGUCCUCUUCCUUGUUGGAAUGAUGAUGGCUGAAGUCGAUCUCAUAAAUGGAACCUGGGAGCAGCCUUCCAAUACAGGGUCCCGCGCAACAGACUCAAACAUCCACAUACGCCUUCCGCCGAGUGGUAAAAUUAUCGCCAGCAUUUCUCAGCGCCGUUUCUGGAUCGCCGCAUUUAUAGUCGGCCUGUACUUCGGCUCGACCCCAAACCUCGGCUUCAAAUGGACACCAGGCUACUGCUGGCUCUGGAACUUGACACCUAAGACAUACCCCGAGCCACACCGGUUUCCGCAAACCAUAGGUGCGGCUCUGAUCGUGUUUAGCGUCAAUCAAUCACCGGCCAUUCAGCAGCUAUUUACCAAUUCAGUCUCACAGUACCUAGGCAAGGUGUCAUACGCUUUCUAUAUAGUCCACGGACCGAUCCUUCACGCGCUAGGAUAUGCACUCAUGCCCAAUAUCUGGCGCAUUACGGGCAAAGAAACGAACUUUCAAUUCUGCUUUGGACUCUUGAUAAAUUGGAUGAUUUGCUUGCCCGUCUCUAUUUGGGCCGCCGAUAUUUUCUGGCGUGCUAUUGACAUUCAUAGUGUCAAGUUUGCUCGCUGGGUAGAAGACUGGCUUACUGCUCAGCGUAAGCCGGUAUCUAUACCUCGGGAUAAUUCGCGAUCUCACAAUUAA
Molecule: messenger RNA, 1650 nt
Organism: Penicillium taxi
Lineage: Eukaryota; Fungi; Ascomycota; Eurotiomycetes; Eurotiales; Aspergillaceae
Product: acyltransferase family protein
Exons: 1
Coding region: 1-1650 (549 amino acids)
Biological process (GO): polysaccharide biosynthetic process
Cellular component (GO): membrane
Molecular function (GO): acyltransferase activity, transferring groups other than amino-acyl groups
Source: RefSeq, a predicted model, not a curated record